AUGGGCCAGAAGGCGCAGUCUUGGGGCCCUGAUGGGGGGGAGCAUGCGGUUGAGGCUCAGGGUCGUGGUGCCCAGCGACUCGGGCUGUAUUCCGAAGACGGAAUGGUCAAACCCCACACUGGUCGACAGCGACGACGACGCUCAACACAUGCACCACUCGUCGUGUGUCUCGUCGUGGUUGCGGCUCUGACCGCUCUGGGCCUGUGCCACCACCACCGCCAGAACCUGCAGUGGCCUGCUGCGCCCGUGGCGGUUGCUCCAACGUGGUCUGAGAGCGCGGCACCGUCCGACCGCGACCUGCUGUCAAGUGCUGCUCUUGCUUCCGCUGCUACUGCAGCUGCAGCUUCUCCUCACCACCCGGAUGUGACCACUGGUCACGUUGGCAACGACCAGACGGAACAUGCGGCUGCCGAAUCGUCCAGCGAGAGCGUCGCACUCGGCGUCCCCGGUGUGAUCAGACGGCAGACUGCCAAUGUGACUACGACUUCUGCGACAGCCGCUGCGACAGUUCUAGAAGUCUUCCAGGUGCACCAGCCCGUAUUGACCCCGUCUGGACCGACUUUGGAUGACGCCGCCGAUGGUGACGAUGACGACGCCCCCGGUGGUUCUUGUUCCGUCGUGCUGAUGGAACACGUCUUCGCGGUCAGUUACGGAGCCCCAUUCAUCGGGGCCUAUACACCGCCAGACUGUGAGUUCAAUCGCGUGGUGAUCAACUUCACCGUGGUGAGCGAGGGUAGGCAAUAUGACCGUCUUGCUCUCAUGUACCUUAAUGACACCGAGGUCUGGCGGACGUCAACCGCCGAGCCCACGGCGCAUCCCGGCAUCCGUUGGACCUAUCUGAAAGACAUGACAGAGUACCUCUCCCUGUGGAACUCACCGGAGAAAAUCAUCUUCGAUUUGGGCAAUCUCAUCACAGAUGUAUAUACAGGCUCCUUCAAUACGACCCUGACGGCUACAUUCUUCAACGACGAGGUUGACGUGGCCACUGCGGCCCCUGCGGACCUCAUCAUCCCCAUCAGUGCGCGUAAGUCUUCGUCUGACGGCGUUAGCCAGUUCACACUGCCUGCCGACAACGCGACCAACACGGUCAGUUUCCCCCAAAAUGCCAACCGCGCCGUCUUCUCUGUCAGCGCCAACGGCCAGUCCAGCGAGGAGUUCUGGUGGUCCAACGUGCUGCAGUCGGACACCUCGGCGUUUUCUGCAACCGCCGGAGACUUUACUGGCUACUCGCCGUGGCGUGAGGUUCAGGUGCUUAUCGACGGGCAACUCGCGGGCGUGCAGUGGCCGUUCCCCGUAGUGUUCACCGGCGGUGUCGUCCCCUCGCUGCAUCGGCCGGUCGUCGGCCCAGACGCUUUCGACCUGAAAGAGCACGAGAUCGACAUCACGCCCUGGCUCCCGGUGCUGUGUGACGGUAACAGCCACACCUUCACAAUCUACGUGGCAGGCCUGCUCGACGACGGCGGGUCGGAGGUAAGUGUCACACAGACAGUGGCGGCCAGCUGGUAUGUCACGGGCAAGGUCUUUGUGUGGCUCGACGACGAGGGCAGCGUGACGACGGGCUCUGCGCCCGUCGUCGAAGCCAUGCCGCCGAGCAUCUCUGUGUCGUCGGUGCUCACGCAGAAUGCGACGGGCGCCAAUGAGACACUCACGUACGAUACCGAGGUCUCGCGUGCCUUCAAGGUUACAUCGACUGUUGUCUCGCGCAACAACACCUCGGGCACCGUCAGCUGGACACAGGACCUAUCGUACAGUAACAAGGGCUUUGUCUCGGCCUACGGCUUCGCGCAGAUCAACGAUUUCUUGAUCUCCGGUACCGACCAGGCGAGUUCCUCCUCGGUGGCGGCUGUGGGGGCUGACUACAAGACUGAGUACAAGUAUCCUCUGUGGUGCAACUCGACCUAUGGCUACUCGCCUGAAGGUAACUUGACCUUGUACGGGCGCCUCAUCCAAGGGGUGCAGGUCUACGUUGAGGGCGCAGCCGUGUUCCCUGACGGCCUGGAGGCUUUCUCUGAAGGGGAAAGUGGGUCAGCCAGCCCCAAGUAUACCGGCUCGCUGGUCGACACGUCAAAGGACGGCACCGCUUACUUCUUCCAAUAUGCGGACCGCAGUAACAGCUCCGGGUACGGCUCGACAGACCAGGUCUUCAGCUUCGGCGGCUUCACUGCACCGGGCGGGUCCAUUGACGCUGUCCCCGACCAGGAGCUGUAUCGCCGGCACGUAGCGGCCACCAACUCGACCAUCACCCGUGAUGAGGAGGUCGUAGCUGACGGCGGCACAACUGUGACUUCCACCGAAAGUGGUGGGGCUGCCUCUGAGAAGUCCUACGCUCAGGCGCCGCUUGAUGGUGGCAACGGAGGCCCGAGGUUGUUCAUGUACCGACAGGACGAAGAUAAACUGUAA
Diaporthe citri is the source of this 2400-nucleotide messenger RNA. RefSeq lists its product as uncharacterized. The record is from RefSeq and is a predicted model, not a curated record. The transcript is spliced from 2 exons. The coding region runs from base 1 to 2400 and encodes 799 amino acids. NCBI's taxonomy places the organism in Eukaryota, Fungi, Ascomycota, Sordariomycetes, Diaporthales, Diaporthaceae.